CAUCUCCAACCCUCCAACCAGUCUGCCCAUUUUAUCGUGACAUCUGAUGUCAACACGGCAUCUUGGUUCAGACAACUGUUUGUAUUUCAUAAGGAUGACUUGCUCAUCAGGCCUCUGCCUUAUUUUCAAGGGUGACCGUUUAACACAUUUAGAAGAAAGUGGAUUAGUUUUCCUCAUUUAUAUAUUUAAUUAACCUUUGUCUGACCAGGAAGUCCCCUGAGAAUACUGUACUGGUUUUUGAGGGAGACGUGGCCAAGAAGGCGUGCUACAACAGUCAGCACAUAUAAAACACCCUUUACACAGGGGCAAACAACUGAUUGUGUUCAGUCAGAGGCUUCUUCAGGAUUGCUACAGGACAGAAAGUUACAGGUCAUUCCUGCCUGCAGCCCUCCAGAACAAAAUCAUAAAUUAACCAUUAUAACCAUAAUUUAAAACAAAACUAAAUAAAACAAAACUAUAAUCCAACAUUAAAAUUUCCUUUCUGGGAUAUAUAAAGUUUUUUUUGUCCAUUUCAUUUAAUAUAUGCAGAUAUAAUUUAUAUGUACAGUAUAUGUAGGUGCAUGUGCUACAUGAUCACAGUAUUGUGUUUGCUUACUUUGCUCCUUCCCCUUCACAAGGAUAAAAAGGAAACACGCACACACUGAGUAUAAUCAAUGGGGAGUGGUUCUGGGAGGGAUGGCUUCAGCAGUUUGCCCGUCUGUGAUUCGCUGACAUACGCUCUAAUUGGAUCAAGUAGGAACUUGCUUAGCUGGAUGCUUUGUGCUGGGUUUGGGAGCAGCUUGCAGGGAGGAAGAAGGCAGAGUGGGAGGAGGCCCGCGGCUGCUGUGUUCACCACUUGGAGAGAAAAUAUUAAGAGAAGAGGAGUGAGAGAGGGAGAAAGGGGAGUAUCCAAUAUUCCCUGACCCUCUCAGCUAUACUGCAGCCCCCCUCCUCUCUCUGGAUCGCUUUCUUUCUCUUUCCCCUUACUCAUCUAUUUCUGUGGCUGCGCUGAUAGGAAGGACACCUGCCGCUCCCUGAUGAUUCAGCCUUUCAGCUUCUCGAGGCACUUUAGACAAGACAGCAUGUCCCUCCUGCCACUGCAGUGCUUGACCACCCUGUCCUUGACGAUACAGAUGCUGCAGCCGGCCCAUCACAUCGACGCCGCCUCUACUGUUUCUCCUGCCAAAGUGUUCAGAUAAUCUGACUUCUGAACAGUCCAAAGACUGUGUUUCUUGUGAAAAAAGCAUGUGUAAAGAACUCAUUUCCUUCGGAUGUUGUCUGCCUACAAAUCUCCUGGAUCCUUUUCCGGCUUUGACUCUUUAAAGACUUUUUUUUUUUUUAACCUUCUUGUGAAUCUCAUUCUGUAGCCUCAUGAUGGAGAACAAACUCAUAGACACUGGUGGCAGACAGCCGCUGUGUGAUGCUGUGUUUUAAUAGUUGAGGCGUUCAGGGACACUUCAUCCAGCAGCUGAAAAGGAUGACUGAGGGAAUGGAGGAUUUCUCUGCAGGGCCAGCUCCCUCAUCUGGAACAGCAUCCCCCACUUCUACUCUUGAUACGAGACCAGUCCCAGAGGAGAAACCAGAGGAGACAGAGGCAGCUGGUGAUGGUGAGGAAGAGGGCGUAAAGGGAAAUGCAGAGGGAGGUGCUGGUGGCAGUGAGGAGCAUGUGGGGGCUUUGGGGAUUGUGGCCUUGCCAGGGACCUGCUGUGUGUGCAUAGAGAUGGAACAGAUAAACCACUGCCUGCACUCUGAAAAAAUCUGCAUUCUCCCUAUCCUGGCCUGUCUUCUUAGCUUAGCACUCUGCACAGCUGGCCUCAAAUGGGUCUUUGUGGAUAGGAUCUUUGAGUACGAACCAUCCACUCAUUCAGACCCUAAACCCAUUGGACAGGAUCCAAUCAUUAUAUCGGUUGACCCCACGCUUGGAAUCACUGUCUCAAUCCCUCACUCAGCUCCCUCCACCGUCUCCCUAACCACCACCAUCGCUAUCACGCCGGGACAUCCGGAGGUUUUUGUUGAGGAGAAAUCUACUCGCGGGCCAUACGUGCCUCAGCCUCCACGAGUGACUUAUCCCUCCGUCACACUGAAAUACAAUGCUGAACGUCCUACGGCUCCAAAGCAGAACGUCCACCCACAGACGACACAGGAGUUCAAUAACAUCCUCCAAACUAUCUCUACUACCAGCACCUCCACUACAACAAAGACGUCCAGCCACAUAACGCAUUGCACUGACAGCCAGAAGAACUACUGUGUUAAUGGAGGGGAGUGCUUCACCCUUGAAGUCAUGCCAGGAAGUACAAAGUUUCUAUGCAGGUGUCCAAAUGAAUUUACUGGUGAUCGCUGCCAAAACUAUGUAAUGGCCAGCUUUUACAAAGCUGAGGAGCUGUAUCAAAAACGCAUUUUAACAAUAACAGGAAUCUGCAUUGCUCUCCUAGUCGUUGGAAUCAUGUGCGUGGUUGCCUACUGCAAAACAAAGAAGCAGAGGAAGAAGCUACAUGACCGCCUGAGGCAGAGCCAGCGGAAAAAUAGGAAAAGCAACACCGGCACUGGUGUCAAACAGGAAAGCUCUACCACAGAACGUCACAUCUCUAAUGUGCUUCUUCAGGAUUUGAAGCUCAGCAAAGCGUGUAAUGGGAUGAUGAUGCAGCAUGCAGCUGAAGACACAGAAACAACCUUCCCCACAAGCAAAUAUGCCUCUGCACAGGAUCCUACCACAUUCACCCACAUCUCCAGCCAAAGAAUUGUGUCUGCCACGAGAAGCCUGUCUCAGCUGUCUUCAGAGCCACAAACUGCUCCAACAUCUCCAGGUUCUCCUCCAUCAGAGAUACCAGCCACCCUGUCCAGCUUGGCAGUCUCUGUCCCGUCCGUGACUUUAAGCCUCUCUGGCGAGGAGGACCACCCCCUGCUGCUGUCAAACACACAUCGAAUGUCCUCAAGACAAGAUGAAAAGAAGAGGAGUUUUUCCCACUACAAUUACGGCCAUGUGGCAAAUAGCUUACCGCCUAGCCCAGCGCUUCCGCUGAAGAAUAAUAACUUCUGAAUUAUAGGUCACCAUGACUCCACAGCUGCCAGCCAUAGUUUCUCAUCAUUAACCAACCUGACAAUACCUGGACUCCAGUGGUGACAGUACGAUGCUGAGUAAGCCAAGGAGCCAGAACUAACCCAGCAUCACCAAAUUAUGACCUGAAACGUAAUAUGACAAAACAAAAUCCAACUGCUGUGCUAAAAGAAAGAAAAGAAAUAGCUUCAAAUCUUUAGAGCUGAGGGGAAAAAAGAAAAUCAUCACUAUUAAAAUGUUUCUUUCUACAAAUUAUUUGCAGUGUAAAGACUUUUAAAAAUAAUUGAAAAAGGAAACUUAUUUUAGUGAUGUAGUGAAUAAAGAGUUUUAUAAAAACAAAUGUACAAAUGUGGUUAUGUGUUGAAGCUAAAGUGCCAUACGCUAGUAUGUAGCAACAGUUCUCAGUAUGUUUCAGAGCAGAAAAUAUCAUCGGUGCCUUUCUGUUUAGUAAUGCUUAUUAAUGGGGAAAUAUCUUUGCACAUUGGACUAGUUAUCUUAUCCUAAUCUUUUCUAGGUGCAUGCUGUGAUAGAACGAUGAACGUGCUCUUUUAUUGUCAUUUAAAAGGCCACUUAGGAUGAGCUGUCCCACUGAGACUUAAAAAAAACCAUCAGUCUGCUUCAGCAAGGACUUUUAUUUAGUAAUAGAAAGUAAAUCAGCUCAUUACCUGCAUUGGAUGAGGUAGAGAAGAUAGAGAUGAUAUUGUUUUUACUGGUCACUGCACCUCAGCUUAGAUGAACUGCUAUCCCAGUAUCCCGCCACUGAGUGAAAAUCAUAGCUGUGAGAUAAAUGUGCAAUCACUAAAAUCUGCUUCUUAGGUGUUUCCAAUAUGCUCAGCAUAACAUACAGAUUCUCCUGUUUGAUUCUGACAUUUGGCAGAAAUGUGCUGGAAAGGUUUGUGUGUGAAUAUGUGCAACCUUUCUUCGUGGCUUUUUAACCGGUUACCCAGCCAGCUGCCAUGUAAGCGGUCCGGAAGAUCAAGCAGUGCACCCGUGUGUAACCUCAGCAUCCUGAUACGAGACACACAUUUCCCAGAAAAUCUCUGGUGGGUGCAGAGAAACAGAGUCCUGAGGUACAAGAAAAACUUCUUUGUAGUAUCUAUAACAGGAAAGUUUCAUUUAUUAACCCCCCCCCCCCAAAAAAAAGACAGAUAUUAGAGUGAAGAGCAGGAUUUCUGUAUGAUGGUCUUUAAAUGAAGCAUAUCUACAGUGUGUGGUCAAUGGAAAAAAAAAAAUGUAGAUAUUUCUGUCUUAAGAGUAUUAUGGGGUUUAAAGAAACUGCUUAAUGUGCACAUUAUGGUAAACUGCUUUGAUUCAUAACUACUACAUAAAAAACUACAUUUGUUCCAAUUUUUCAAGACUGUAUUCACUUCUGUUUAACUGCCCAAGUUUUUGUUCAAAUACACAGUCGCUGUAUAUAUGAUUACACAGAAGAAUCAGUAACAUUUGGUCUUCUAAUAUAAAGUCUAUUUAUAAAAAUCUGCUGAGGACUCACAUGUAGACAAUGUGAUAAAAAGAUUUUUGAGAAGAAAAUCAGAGUAGAAUCAGAGUAGAAUCAGUUAUUAACCAUGGUUUCUUAGAAUGUACGAAGGUAUAUAAAAUCACAAUCAGUCUUAAAUAUAAAUGGAGGAGCGACAGAUGAGUUGCCUCAUCAGUGGUUUAAUUAUGGCUACACAUCUGUACUUUAUAUAUCCUGUAAACUGAAUCAAUAAUUUCUUUUACACAAUUCAUUUACAGUUUUCAAACAUGGUUUCUAAUGCUGUAAGGCCUUUUCUUCACGUUAUUACUCAAAGGAAAAUAGUAAUUGCAAACUGCAUCACUUGUAGGACAUGCAGUGAAAUGCUUAUUGAUCAAGAAGUGUUUGAGAACAAUGUAAACACACCUUAGACCAGGGAUCACCAAAUCCAGACCUCUUGGGCCAGUGGCCUCAAGAUUUUCAUUGUGUCCCUGCUCCAAGACACCUGAUGGGCUCCAAUAGCCACGAAAUUUGAGUCAGGGGUGUUGGAGCAGGGCUCCUGCAGGACACUGGCGCAUAAGGUCUGGAUUUGGAAAUCCCUGCCUUAGGCCCUUCUCUGGGUUGUUUGUAAUAGAAAUCUGAAAAAGUUUUGUCUUUUUUGGUCUAGAAAUUGAAGCAUAGCAGGGUGAUGGAACACCUUGAGGGCUUGCUUAUUUGUGUUUAUUUGUUUUCUACAUUUAUUGGCCCCCUGUUUGACAGGGUAUGUCCCAUUUGUCGAAGAGUUUGAAAUAAAACACCAAUUAAUUUCAA
Molecule: messenger RNA, 5297 nt
Organism: Melanotaenia boesemani (Boeseman's rainbowfish)
Lineage: Eukaryota; Metazoa; Chordata; Actinopteri; Atheriniformes; Melanotaeniidae
Gene: nrg1
Product: neuregulin 1
Exons: 8
Coding region: 1457-3016 (519 amino acids)
Biological process (GO): cell differentiation; intracellular signal transduction; nervous system development
Molecular function (GO): protein tyrosine kinase activator activity; chemorepellent activity
Source: RefSeq, a predicted model, not a curated record